Henningerozyma blattae CBS 6284 is the source of this 1173-nucleotide messenger RNA. RefSeq lists its product as uncharacterized. NCBI's taxonomy places the organism in Eukaryota, Fungi, Ascomycota, Saccharomycetes, Saccharomycetales, Saccharomycetaceae. The coding region runs from base 1 to 1173 and encodes 390 amino acids. The transcript has a single exon. The record is from RefSeq and is a predicted model, not a curated record.
AUGACAGUGAAGCAAAUAUCAUUUGAAGUCAAUACAGACCCUGAAGUUAUUCGGUUUACUCACUUGAGCAAUGGUGCCGUUUGGAAAGGUCCAUUAACAUUAGAACAAUAUGCUGAUAGAGAACAUUCCAUGUUUCAAGGUAAUCUUUGUCAGAAAAAUAAUAACAAGAAAAUUAUUGAAAAAUAUGGCAAGACAAAUGCUCAAUGGUUGGGAUUGAAACAUUUCAUAUUAAAGGAUAAGAGUUUAGAAGAUAAAUCCAAAACUAGUCAAAUAGUAGCCGGGUGUGAGACAUUAAACAGAAUUGGAUUCACAGCUAUUGAUGGCAAGAUUGUACCAAUUUUGGUAUUAUGUAUUGGUGGUGUAUUCACUCAAGAAGCUCAUCGUGGUAAAGGGUAUGCCAAAGAAAUGAUUCUUGGGUUGCAUAAAUAUUUUGACGAGAUCCGUGAUCGUGCAACCACACCAUUUUUGAAAAAUAUGAUUAUAACACUUUAUAGUGAAGUGGAAGAGUAUUACGCUCGUUUGGGGUACAAGUCUGACCAUGCAGCUGUUCAUAAAAUUUCCCAAUUAGAUACUCUAUUAAAAGAAUAUUGUAUUGACGGAAAAAACGUGAAAUAUUUAGACUUUGAUGGGUACGAUGAUCUGAUACAAUUACAAUCUAAUCAAAUGGAAAGAGAUAUUCUUGCAAGCCACUUACAAGAUCCUUCCAAGUUUGUGUUUGGUGUUAAACCUGAUAUCCAUAAUUAUGAAUGGUUUGAAAUACGUGAUUUAUUUAUUAGAAGUAAAUUAUUCCCAGAACAACUUGAUAAAAAGAUCGCAUUUGGUUGUAGGCUACCAAGUAAUAGUCAUGUCAUCUGGCAUCAUAAUUGGAAUGGGAAUUCCUUAAUCUUAAUCAAGACUUUUAUUGCAAAUGGUGACGAUUUAGAAGAAACCAUGGGGGUCUUUCUACAGAACGCCGUCAUGGAAGCUAAGGAACAUAAUUUGUCCAAACUAGAAUUUUGGGAUACAGAAAUUAAUAGUGUCAAGUAUCCAAAACUUUUCAAGAUCUUAGAGAGGGACUCCAAGAACAAUAAACUGUACUUGACUAAUGGGUCGUUGAGUGCUUAUAGAGCUCCUAUUGGGUUCACCAACGACCAAGUCAAAUGGCAGGAAAAUACCAAAUUUUGUUGGUUUUGA